UUCAACUCCGCGUAAGUGCCUCCCCUGGGGCUGUAUUGUAAUAAGAUAGUCCAAAAUAGUUCGUGGAAUACAUCUCGAUGUAUUGAAUCGCAUUGCGAAAACAAGCUACUUCUUCGCAUUGCGCGUCAUGCGAGAGUAUUCAAACCGGACUCGGUGUACUGCCUUUUCUGUUACAUUAGUAAUAACAGCAGCAUUGACUGGAGACAGCAGGAGUGCAAGACAACGCUUGUACGAGUGCAGCGCCAACGGAGGAAUAUUUGAGUUUUUAUUUACUCUACGGCUUGUUGUUCAUUUUUUGGUUCUGCUUUAUGGUUACUUGUACAGUCACGUGUGAAGAUUUCUUGAAGCUGAACGUACACCAACUUCUUCUCACGUGGUGGCUCUUGUUUUCCUGGAGGAAAUAAACCUGCGUUUUGACAUCUCUGGACUGGAUUCCUUCCCCUCCUGAGACAGACGGACAACAACCACACGUUUUCACCCUCGGGGAUGAAAUAUGCAACGGAUGUAAGAAGGGCCGCCACGUUCUGAAGUCCAAAGUGGUUUUAAGUCAUGAUGCAGGAGUCGGCCACAGAGACAAUAAGCAACAGUUCAAUGAGUCAAAAUGGAAUGAGCAGCCUGAGCAGCCUAUGCAGCCAAUUAGAUGCUGGCAGUAGAGAUGGAAGAUCAAGCGGUGACACGAGCAGCGAAGUAAGCACAGUCGGGCUGCUGCAUCUCCAACAACAGCAGGCCCUACAAGCAGCGAGACAAUUACUCUUACAACAGCCAGGCAGUGGCCUGAAAUCUCCAAAGAACAACGACAAACAGCGUCCACUGCAGGUGCCAGUGUCGGUGGCCAUGAUGAGUCCCCAGGUGAUCACCCCCCAGCAGAUGCAGCAGAUCCUCCAGCAGCAGGUCCUAUCCCCUCAGCAGCUCCAGGCCCUGCUCCAACAGCAGCAGGCUGUGAUGCUGCAGCAGUACUGUGCGAGGCCAUUUAAAGUCCAUAUGGAGAAGACAUGGCGGGAGAGCGAGACUACACAACAUCUGCAGGAGUUUUAUAAGAAACAACAGGAGCAGCUACACCUACAGCUUUUACAACAGCAGCACCCUGGAAAGCAAGCAAAAGAGCAACAGCAGCAGCAGCAGCAGCAUCAGCAGCAGCUUGCCACCCAGCAGCUCGUCUUCCGGCAGCAACUCCUCCAGAUGCAACAGCUCCAGCAGCAGCAGCACCUGCUCAACAUGCAGCGCCAGGGCCUGCUCUCCCUGCCCCCAGCCCCAGGACAGGCAGCCCUCCCCGGGCAGACCAUGCCACCAGCUGGACUGAGCCCAGCGGAUCUCCAACAGUUGUGGAAGGACGUGACCGGCGGCCACAACAUGGAGGACAACGACAUCAAACACAGCGUCGGCGGCGGCGGCCUGGACCUGACCACGACCAACUCUUCCUCGACUACCUCCUCCACCCCGUCCAAAGCGUCUCCUCCCAUCGCCCACCACUCCAUCGCCAACGGCCAGUCUCCCGCACUCAAUUCCAGAAGGGAGAGGGAGCGAGAGAGGGAACGGGAACGGGAGAGGUACGGAAACUCAUUACACGAGGAAAGUGGAGCCUCCCACCCCCUCUAUGGUCACGGGGUGUGCAAGUGGCCCGGCUGCGAAAGCGUCUGUGAGGACUUCGGACAGUUUUUGAAGCACCUUAACACUGAGCACGCUCUAGACGACAGGAGCACGGCCCAGUGUCGAGUCCAGAUGCAGGUGGUACAGCAGCUAGAGAUACAGCUUUCUAAAGAACGUGAGCAUCUUCAGGCGAUGAUGGCCCACUUGCACAUGCGGCCCUCGGAGCCCAAGCCAUCUCCAAAACCUCUGAACUUGGUAUCGAGCGUCACCAUGUCGAAGAACCUGCCGUCGGUGUCCCCUCCGAACGUACCUCAGACCCCCACCACGCCCAGCGCCCCCGUGACGCCCAUGUCCCAGGUGCCCCAGGUGCCCUCCCUGCUCAGCGCCGCCAACGUCCCCAGCAUGGGCGCCAUGCGCAGACGCCACUCCGACAAAUACUCCAUGCAACUGUCUUCAGGUGGUGACACAGUAUUUAUUUUUCCAGAGAUCGCCCCAAACUAUGAGUUUUAUAAGAAUGCCGAUGUCAGACCGCCAUUUACUUAUGCAACCCUCAUAAGGCAGGGUAUCAUGGAGUCCGGCGACAUGCAGUUAACGCUUAAUGAAAUCUACAGCUGGUUCACCCGCACGUUCGCUUACUUCAGACGCAACGCAGCUACUUGGAAGAACGCCGUUCGCCACAACCUCAGUCUGCACAAGUGCUUUGUGCGCGUGGAGAACGUGAAGGGGGCCGUGUGGACGGUGGAUGAGAUGGAGUACCAGAAACGCAGGUCUCAGAAGAUAACAGGAAGCCCGACGCUUGUGAAGAACCUUCCCUCCAGCCUGGGCUAUGGAGCUGCUUUAAACGCCAGCUUACAGGCGGCGCUGGCUGAGACCUCCCUGCCUCUACUGGGGAACCCUGGUCUGAUGAACAGCAGUUCGUCUGGUUUGAUGGGAGGCAGUCCUCAUGGUUUAAUGGGCGGGAGCCCCCCUGGUAUGCUCGGCGGUAGCCCCCAUGGAUUGAUGGGUGGUAGCCCACAUGGAUUCAUGGGCGGGAGCCCCCAUGGAUUGAUGGGUGGCAGCCCCCCAGGAAUGAUGGGUAGCAGCCCCCCCAACCUGCUCCAGUCCAGUCACGACGACUUGAACGGAUCGCUGGAUCACCUGGACACCAACGGCCACAGCAGCCCCGGAGGAUACUCCCCACAGGCACACAUGUCAGCGAUCCACGUCAAGGAGGAGCCGUUGAACAUGGACGACAAUGACUGUCCGAUGUCGCUGGUGACGACAGCCAACCACAGCCCAGAGCUGGACGACGACCGGGAGCUGGAGGAGGGCAACCUAUCAGAUGACCUGGAGUGACUACUGGAGUCCCUCCCACUACUACAGGCCCCUCCCUCCACCUCCGUCACACUGUCCUCCAACCUGUUUCCUCACAGGCUGCCCUCCUAGAACCUGCUAAUACCAGAACCACUCCUCACCCAGAACCAAACAGAUCAGACCACAGCUGACUCUCCUCCUUCCCGACCCGCGGACUGGAGUAUUUAUUGAGCAUGCAUCCGGAAGACGAGGCCCAAAGGAACUCUUUGUUGCAGCCCUUUGGGAUCCCUGACUGAACAUGACAGGCAUGAGAUGUCUGGUUUUUAAAAGGACUUCCAGACUUGUUUCAUUAAGAUGGCUUGGCCACUACAUACACACCGACACACACAGAGGCUCAUGGACGGAUAACGACAAAAACACGAGUCUUGAAACCCGUGCUGUAGAAAGCUAACGGCCUCUUAUAUACUGCCAAAAAAAGAUGUUGAAUUUUGUGAAUAUCAAAAACCCUCACAGUAGUUGUUGAUGUUAGAAACAAUUGCUGGUUCAAUUCAAACGUUGUUGCUCUGUCCAUCAUUUGCACAUGAGUAGUAUCAGAAAUUAGUGUCACUGCCUGUAUGUUGCUAAAAAAACACAAAAAAAUGUAUUUUCCUUUCUUGUUGC
Molecule: messenger RNA, 3540 nt
Organism: Oncorhynchus masou masou (cherry salmon)
Lineage: Eukaryota; Metazoa; Chordata; Actinopteri; Salmoniformes; Salmonidae
Product: forkhead box protein P2-like
Exons: 20
Coding region: 550-2922 (790 amino acids)
Biological process (GO): regulation of transcription by RNA polymerase II
Cellular component (GO): nucleus
Molecular function (GO): RNA polymerase II cis-regulatory region sequence-specific DNA binding; DNA-binding transcription repressor activity, RNA polymerase II-specific
Source: RefSeq, a predicted model, not a curated record